Messenger RNA from Colletotrichum paranaense, 2016 nucleotides. RefSeq names its product aminotransferase class I and II. Bases 1 to 2016 code for a protein of 671 amino acids. The record is from RefSeq and is a predicted model, not a curated record. Gene Ontology annotation, cellular component: serine palmitoyltransferase complex. Gene Ontology annotation, biological process: ceramide biosynthetic process; sphingosine biosynthetic process. The transcript has a single exon. Gene Ontology annotation, molecular function: serine C-palmitoyltransferase activity; pyridoxal phosphate binding. Lineage: Eukaryota; Fungi; Ascomycota; Sordariomycetes; Glomerellales; Glomerellaceae.
AUGCCCCGUAGAAUUGCGAAUCCCUUCUCCAACGCUCAUUCACCCGCCAUGCCGCUCUCCGAGAAGGAAAGGAGACCUUCUCGUUCCGGCAAUCGCAUCACCAACUUCUUCACCUCCCCCAAGGGCGCUAAGGACAAGGACCACCAGACUGCCCAGCAAGCUCUCCUCGCCAUGCAGCAGCAAAACAUCUCGUCCACCCAAAUCACCCCUUCCACCAUCUCCCUGCCUACAAUUUCGCUCUCAACUGCCACCGCUGGCGAGCCCGACACCACUGACCCUCCUACGACCCUCUUUUCGCCUCCCUCGGCCGUCGAGACGGAGAAGAAGAGGCGCUUCGAUGCUCAAUUCGGCCCUCUCCUUCACCCUACCCACCGAUACGUGAGCAAGUCCAACGAUGGCAAGCCCUUGGACCCGCCCAUCAUCGAUGAGCCGCCCUACUACUACAUCCUCACUACCUACAUCAGCUACCUGCUUCUCAUUCUCUUCGGCCACGCCCGCGACUUUUUUGGCAAGCGCUUCGGCGACAAGAAGCAUUACCAGGCUCUCAAGCCCCAAAAUGGAUACGCUCCCUUGAACGAGGACUUUGACAACUUUUACGUUCGUCGUCUGAAGAUGCGCAUUGACGACUGCUUCGCACGACCCAUCACCGGCGUUCCCGGCCGCUACAUUACCCUCAUGGAUCGCGAGUCUAGAGACUACAACAGAACCUACAACUACACUGGCACACACACCGAGACAUUGAACAUGAGCUCCUACAACUACCUUGGUUUCGCGCAGUCGGAGGGCCCUUGUGCCGAUGCUGUUGAGGAAUGCGUCAAGAGAUACUCUCUCAGCACUUGCAGCCCCCGCGCUGAUGUCGGUACUUCGGACUUGGCUCUGGAGGUCGAGAAGGAAAUCGCCAGCUUCGUCGGCAAGCCCGCUUCCAUGGUCUUCUCCAUGGGUUUCGUCACCAACGCUAGCUCGUUCCCCGCCCUCGUCUCCAAGGGUUGCCUCAUUCUCUCUGACGAGCUCAACCACGCUUCCAUCAGAGUUGGUGCUCGUCUCUCCGGUGCGGUCAUCUCAUCCUUCAAGCACAACGAUGUCGUUGAUCUCGAGCGCAAGCUUCGGGAGGCCAUUUCUCAGGGUCAGCCCCGCACCCACCGCCCCUGGAAGAAGAUCCUGGUUGCCGUCGAAGGUCUGUACUCUAUGGAGGGCACCAUGUGCGAUCUCCCCGGCGUCAUGGCAUUGAAGGACAAGUACAAGUUCUACCUCUUCAUCGAUGAGGCCCACAGCAUUGGCGCCGUCGGGCCCCGUGGCCGUGGUGUCUGCGACUACUACGGUAUCGACCCCGCCCGUGUCGAUAUUCUCAUGGGCACUCUUACCAAGUCUUUCGGUGCCAAUGGUGGCUACGUCGCCGCUGACAAGAGCAUCAUCGACAAGCUCCGUAGCUCCAACGCCGCGACCACUCUUGGCGAGUCGCCUGCUCCUUCCGUCCUCAUGCAAAUUCUGGCCUCUCUCCGUUUGAUCACCGGCGAGCUCUGCCCCGGCCAGGGGGCUGAGCGCCUGGAACGUAUUGCCUUCAACUCUCGCUACCUACGUCUCGGUCUUAAGCGCCUCGGUCUCAUCGUCUACGGUCACGAUGAUUCCCCCAUUAUCCCCGUCAUGCUCUACAACCCCGGAAAGAUGCCCGCCUUCAGUCACGCCAUGCUCAAGCGCAAGAUUUCCGUCGUUAUUGUCGGCUACCCCGCAACGCCUCUUAUUAGCUCGCGUGUCCGAUUCUGCGUCUCUUCAGCCCACAACAAGGAGGAUCUUGACAGACUCCUGGCUGCCGUUGACGAGGUUGCCGAUCAACUUCAGAUCAGAUUCUCUACUGGUAUUGCUGGCGGACAGGAGCCUCUUCCCGAAGGCAUCACUCCCGAGACGGAAGCUGAGUGGCGCAAGGCGAACGGCACGGAGGGCAUGUACAAGGCUCCCCGCUGGAAGCUCGAGGAUGUCAUCGCUCGUGGAGUUCAGGAUGCCAAGAUGCGCCUUCGGUAA